GCAUUUACAAUAAUGAAGAGCCUUCAAAUAUGGAUAAGAUUUUCGGUGAUAUUUCUAAUACAAAUAGAAAUGUUUGUAAUGGAACCGACAUGGCAUGAAUCCAGUGAUGGAAAGAGAUUUCUAAUUGACAUGGAGGAAAAGUACAACUGGUAUCAGGCCUGGAAUGAAUGUGCUCGUUAUGAUGCCCAACUUAUUACUAUUGAGAGUCAGGAGAAGAAUCAGGUUUUAAUGAAAGUGUUAAGGAGUGUUAAUGAAAAAACCAAAAACAUGUGGAUUGGUGGCAAUGUGUUUUACGAUAAAGUUUUCUUUCAUUGGGCUGCUAAUGAGCAAGAAUUCACCUUUACCAAUUGGGUCUCGGACGGAAUAGAUAAAUUUGCUGCCCAAAAACAGUGCGUUUACAUUAUGAAACACAAGAAGAAUUUUCCUUGGAAUAUUGUUAAUUGUGACGCUAAAGAAUUUGGUUUCAUAUGUGAAGAAGUGAUAUCUAGCACAGAGUCUACAAAUACCGAAAGUAUUAAGGAAACUGAGGUUAAUAAAGGAUCUAUGUAUAAUGGCAGUAUUUAUGGUUUAAUUGGUUAAAUGAUAAGUGUCAAAUCUAAAUUCUAACAAAAAAAACUCAUAUCGUAUAAGUAACAACACAAAUGCUCUUAAUCACUCCACUGACCCUGGCCAACCGGAAAAAUCAAAACUACUCCUGCUUUAGUCCUGCUUAAAUUCUAUUAAAUAAAAAAUGUAGCAUACAUUUUGUAUAAAAAAUUUGUUUCUUUUUUAACAACAAACUAUUUUCUGUCCGAAUGAAAUUUAAAAAAAAAAAUGUUUAAAAAUAUGUACCCACAACAACUGCAAUAAAUGACAACAACAAAAAAAGGCUGGAAGCAAAAACAAAUAUAUAAAAUAUCUGUAUGUAUGAA
Calliphora vicina (urban bluebottle blowfly) is the source of this 911-nucleotide messenger RNA. RefSeq names its product lectin subunit alpha-like. Lineage: Eukaryota; Metazoa; Arthropoda; Insecta; Diptera; Calliphoridae. The transcript has 3 exons. Gene Ontology annotation, cellular component: external side of plasma membrane; extracellular matrix. Gene Ontology annotation, biological process: cell migration. Gene Ontology annotation, molecular function: extracellular matrix binding; extracellular matrix protein binding. Bases 13 to 579 code for a protein of 188 amino acids. The record is from RefSeq and is a predicted model, not a curated record.